UUUUGUGAGGCAGUGCGGCGCAGCGGCGGCAGCUCGCUAUAAAACCCUCCGGUCGGUGCAUAGCGAGCCUUCUGCCGACGGCUUACCUCAGACCCGUAUUUCCUCCUUCACACUCGCAGGAAUCACACAGGACAGAGGGAAAGGAUGCGAGAAAUUGUUCACAUUCAAGCUGGCCAGUGUGGCAAUCAGAUUGGAGCCAAGUUUUGGGAGGUGAUCAGUGAUGAACAUGGGAUCGACCCCACUGGGAACUAUGUGGGAGAUUCCGACCUCCAGCUGGAGAGGAUCAGCGUCUACUACAACGAGGCCUCGUCUUCCAAAUAUGUGCCGAGGGCCAUCCUAGUGGACCUGGAACCCGGCACCAUGGAUAGUGUUCGGUCUGGAGCCUUCGGUCACCUGUUCAGACCGGACAACUUCAUCUUUGGCCAGAGUGGGGCUGGCAACAACUGGGCCAAGGGGCACUACACAGAGGGGGCGGAGCUGGUGGACUCGGUGCUGGACGUGGUGAGGAAGGAGUGUGAGAACUGUGACUGUCUGCAGGGCUUCCAGCUCACCCACUCCCUGGGCGGGGGCACCGGCUCGGGCAUGGGCACGCUGCUGAUCAGCAAAGUGCGUGAGGAGUACCCCGACCGCAUCAUGAACACCUUUAGCGUGGUGCCCUCCCCCAAAGUGUCUGACACAGUGGUGGAGCCCUACAACGCCACACUGUCCAUCCACCAGUUGGUAGAGAACACAGACGAGACCUACUGCAUCGACAACGAGGCUCUCUACGACAUCUGUUUCCGCACCCUGAAGCUGGCCACGCCCACUUACGGGGACCUGAACCACUUGGUGUCGGCCACCAUGAGCGGGGUGACGACUUCCCUCCGGUUCCCCGGCCAACUGAACGCAGACCUGCGCAAGCUGGCUGUCAACAUGGUGCCCUUCCCACGCCUGCACUUCUUCAUGCCCGGCUUUGCCCCACUCACGGCUCGGGGCAGCCAGCAGUACCGCGCCCUCACUGUGCCUGAGCUCACCCAGCAGAUGUUUGAUGCCAAGAACAUGAUGGCGGCCUGUGACCCCCGCCAUGGCCGCUACCUGACCGUGGCCACUGUGUUCCGUGGCCGCAUGUCCAUGAAGGAGGUGGACGAGCAGAUGCUGGCCAUCCAGAGCAAGAACAGCAGCUACUUCGUGGAAUGGAUCCCCAACAACGUCAAGGUUGCCGUCUGCGACAUCCCACCCCGCGGCCUCAAGAUGUCGUCCACCUUCAUCGGCAACAGCACGGCCAUCCAGGAGCUCUUCAAGCGCAUCUCCGAGCAGUUCACCGCCAUGUUCCGCCGCAAGGCCUUCUUGCACUGGUACACUGGCGAGGGCAUGGAUGAGAUGGAGUUCACCGAGGCGGAGAGCAACAUGAACGACCUGGUAUCCGAGUAUCAGCAGUACCAGGACGCCACUGCCGAGGAGGAAGGGGAGAUGUACGAAGAUGAUGAAGAGGAAUCUGAGGUGCAGGGUCAAAAGUGAACAUUUUAGAAGUAAUUGAUGCUCCCCUGAAGAGCAAAUGGGGCUCAGUCACCCCCCCAGUCCCAUAGCUCUCUACAUACCUUUUCCUAUUAGAGUUUGGCUGCUAACACUCUGCAGCAGUUACUAGUUCACUUACAUCUCACUGGUAUUCCUUGACCUGCUGGGAGUCUUUUAGGAAUUUCCCAAAUGGGCUAUUUAGUCAAAAUGUGCUAAAUAAAGAAACAUUUCACAAAGAA
Brienomyrus brachyistius is the source of this 1733-nucleotide messenger RNA. Its product is annotated as tubulin beta-3 chain. The record is from RefSeq and is a predicted model, not a curated record. Lineage: Eukaryota; Metazoa; Chordata; Actinopteri; Osteoglossiformes; Mormyridae. Gene Ontology annotation, cellular component: cytoplasm; microtubule. The transcript has 4 exons. Gene Ontology annotation, molecular function: structural constituent of cytoskeleton; GTP binding; GTPase activity. Gene Ontology annotation, biological process: microtubule cytoskeleton organization; mitotic cell cycle. The coding region runs from base 145 to 1497 and encodes 450 amino acids.